Messenger RNA from Xyrauchen texanus (razorback sucker), 3429 nucleotides. RefSeq names its product thioredoxin domain containing 16 (gene txndc16). The record is from RefSeq and is a predicted model, not a curated record. NCBI's taxonomy places the organism in Eukaryota, Metazoa, Chordata, Actinopteri, Cypriniformes, Catostomidae.
UCUUUGAAAUCUCCAACCGUUUGAUUGGGCAAAGUUGGCGCAUGUUGUUUUGGUGUUUGAGGAUGUAAACAGCUUUGCACUUUUAGUGGUUACAUUUGCAACCCAAUGCACUUUGCAAGAUAAAGCCUUUUUGUUUUUAUAGAUUGACUUUAAAAAGUGCAUGAAGAAGUUAUGUCUUCAGUAGCAAAGCACAGGCGGCAGUUUUGAUGUUUGGAUGUGUUCUUUGAAUAUUAGCACCAUUUAUUACUGGGCUCAUUCUUAUACAUGAAUUUAAAUGGAUUUCAGUUAACGGGUUGAUAAAGUAGAACAAGGAACCAUGCGCAUCGUCUAUUUUGUUGCAUUUCUAUUGUGCCUAACAGUACAACAAUGUUCCUCCUCCAAUACAUCCAAACUGAUUGAAGAGUCCAGCCAGAGCUUCACAGAGAGGAUGCACACAGGAAAAACAUCCUUCAUAUACUUUGGAAAUCAAGUCAAUCCCACCAUCGAACUGUUCAUGGAGCAGCUAGAGAUGUCAGCUGAUGCCUUACUUGACUAUGGAAUAUCUGUUGCAAAGGUAAAUUGUUCAAAGGAAUCUAUUUCAAAUUACUGCUCAGGAGAAAAGCUACUAACCAAGGCGUACUUGUUCAGAGGCUCUGAGGUCCUGAGAAGCUUUGACAUUGAUACUGUAUUUGAUGUCAACGCAAUUGUUUCUCAUGUCCUAUUCGCUGUCCUCUACAAUGAGGUUCGGUACGCACACACACCUGCUGAGCUGCUACGCGUGGAGAGUGCAGCCAAACAAAAGAGAGACGUUGUGGUCGGUCACAUACAAGUGCUUGGCCUUCCAGAGCAUCGUGCUUUGAUGGAGGCAGCGUUUGUGUAUGGAACAAAGUACCAGUUUGUUCAGACAACUGGAGCUCCAGUCCUGAAACAUAUGGGGGUUGUUGAUUCCUCUUCCUCGCGAGCACGACUUUGGUUUCUGCACUGUAAAGGUGUGUCCCGGCAGUCUGAUCCCUGUCCCAGUACCCCUAUGAUGAAAUCGCUUAACACCAUCAACAUACACACUUUUCUCCAGCUGAUGGAGGCGCCUCUAGUGACAGAGGCAACAGGUGACCCCUCUGAGGUAGAUGUGAUUCAUAUACACCUCAGUGUUCCUAUACUGUAUCUGUUCUGUCAGCCCCACACCAUGCACCUGGACCGGGUCACCGCUCAGACUCUCGCCCUGCAGCUCCGUGGGGAGGUCGGCGUAGUGCUCAUUCAUAGGGACUCUGCUGAUGUGAAAACUCCACAACAAUACAACGCUGCUUACCGACUCCCACAGGAGGAAGUGAAAUAUUUCACCCUGAAUAGCGCAGAAGAGGUUGUGAAACUUUUUAGCAAAGAUCUUUUGCAAGACUACAAGGAAGAAGAAGAAGAAGAAGAUGAGGAACAUUGGUCUGAUCUUGAUAUCCUUGAUGACGAGGUGUCCGAAUCGGUGCAUCGCGACAGAGAUCUUAUGCUGGAUUUAGAGUCAGUUACAGAACUCACAUCUGACAACUUUCAAACUACAGUUACAGGAAAUGAUAUCACAGCAGUGCUGUUCUAUUUUAAAUGGGAUGCUGUUUGCAUCGCUUUCAUUCAGUCAUUUAUAGAAGUGGCUGAUGGCCUUGAAGGUGUGAGUGGUGUGGAGUUGGCGGCUGUAGACUGUGGUGAAUGGACUGACAUAUGCAGUGAUCAAAAUAUCACUUCCUUCCCUACUGUUCUUGUCUAUCGCCCCAUGGAAGCUGCUCAGCCUUACAGGGGCAUGCUGGGAACCAAGAGCCUUCACAGGUUCAUUCUACUGAGUCAGCUCUCCAGUCCUUUCCUUCUCUCCUCUGUUGAGGUGUUGUCAUUCUUAGAGGGUGAUUUGUACAGUAAACAUGCAAAUCUGUCACCUGUCAGAGUGCUGGGCCUUUUCAGUUCAACACAAGACCCUGGUGUGACUUUAUUUGAAGAAGCUGCAAGACAUCUCAGGGGAGAAACAAUUCUUGGCCUAUUUGCACACAAAGAUGCAGAAAAAUGGGUGGAGGGAAUGUCUGUAAACUUGCCUGCUUUGCUGGUGUCCCGUGGCCCUGGAGUUCCUCGUGAUGCCUAUGCUCUUCCAUCAUCAUCAUCGACGAAGGACCUAGUCACACUCAUACAGAGAGCGGAGCUGGAUCAGUUUCCUGAACUGACAGUGGAGAAUCUACCUUGGUAUUUGGGGCUUGGGAAACCUUUGCUAAUUCUCUUCAUUGGAAAGGAAGAUGGUACAGACAAUGCAAAGUCUUUAACAGAGAUCAGAAAUCUGCUGAGCUCUGGACAGCUGAACUCAUUCCUGCCUUGUUGGAUCCAUCUGGGUCGCACACCUAUUGGAAGGUCUGUCUUGGAGAAGUAUCUUGGAUUUGUACCUCCACUUCCUGCUUUGGUGGUGUCACAGUUGGGCGCUGGAGGAGAGGUGUUCCUUUUCCCCUCAGAGCGCCCCCUAAUGGAGACGAGCGUCCUGCAGUGGCUACGUGGUGUUGAGAAUGGAAGGGAACAGCCAGCCGGUGUGAUCCCCGAUGGGAAAUGGGGGCCUCCUGUGCCAUUCUAUGACUUUUUGGCAAUAAUAGACCAAGAAGUGCCAGGUUAUGCAAGUCAGAGGGGUCCUAAAAUGAAGACUGGGGGCAGGGAAGACCACAAAGAGCAAGGGAAGAAGGAUGUUGCCCAUAACCAAAGACAAACCUCGCAUCCAUCACCAAACCCCCAUGCACCUCACCAGCACUCGGAACUAUAGAGCCAACACAGACCCCUCUCAGGAAAUGAGCUUUCCUCAUGUCACUUGAGUGUUAGUAAGCAUUUCACAUACAGGCUGGUUGACAUCUGCUGCCGGGUUUCACGUUACAUGUUCCGCAUCUUAAAGUGCCGUUAAUGUUUUCAAUGCUAUUUGUAGAAAUGUGUAUAUAUCCGAAUGUCAUUAUUACCAAGCUAUUUCUGACUUGGUUACUUUGUUGUCAGAUUUCUUCUCCAAAUCAACAUGUGUGUGUGUAUAUAUAUAUAUAUAUAUAUAUAUAAUCAAAAUAAAUCAGCAUACCCACAAGCUUGUUUUUAUUUUUAGCGCCAUGACUUUAUUUAUUGACCUAAUGUGGCAUUCAAACCUUUUGAUGUUUACAUUGGGGUCUAAAGGCCUAAGACAACCAGUUAAAAUGCUUCUGUUUUGCAUUUUUGUAAUCUAAUACCUUUUUUAUGCUAUCAGCAUAACAAUUUGAGUGAAAAGUUUGAUAUACAUUUUAUGUCAGCAAGCACCCAACCUGGUAUGAUCUCCACAAUUUGGGCAAAUCUUUGCUUAUUUAUUAAUCACUUAAAAUAGUGCAAAAUAUUAAACAUUUCAUAUAUAUUUUACAUCAUUAAAACUCUUUGUUUAAUCUUUCUUCAAAAUGCUAAAACCUUGUAUAUUUCCAAGUUUAAUGUAGAAUUUAA